Messenger RNA from Colletotrichum paranaense, 324 nucleotides. RefSeq lists its product as uncharacterized. The annotation marks the transcript as partial. The record is from RefSeq and is a predicted model, not a curated record. The transcript has a single exon. Lineage: Eukaryota; Fungi; Ascomycota; Sordariomycetes; Glomerellales; Glomerellaceae.
ACCCUGGUCCGCUUGGCGGGAGCGGAGACAGUCAGCCUGUCAAGGAACUUUCGGUGUCCUCGGCACGGGAAACGGAGAACAAAUGUCAAAAACCCCAAGGAUGUAGAACCUUCGGUUCGUCAGCGCGACAGCGGAAAGCCAAGACUUUUGGAAAGUUGGGUCACGCCGCUGCAUGUGCACUUUUUACAAUGGGGAACAGACUGGGAACUUUUUGAUUUUCACGAGCCGAUGUUCUUUUCCUUCUAUUUCGAGUGGGGAGAGAACGCGGAUGGAACAAAACGGGGUUCGGGUGUGUGUGUACGAAUACAUACAUCGUAUGGGUGA